Trypanosoma brucei brucei TREU927 is the source of this 2844-nucleotide messenger RNA. RefSeq lists its product as hypothetical. Gene Ontology annotation, cellular component: motile cilium; axoneme; cytoplasmic dynein complex. Gene Ontology annotation, biological process: cilium assembly; intraciliary retrograde transport. Gene Ontology annotation, molecular function: minus-end-directed microtubule motor activity; dynein light intermediate chain binding; dynein intermediate chain binding. Lineage: Eukaryota; Euglenozoa; Kinetoplastea; Trypanosomatida; Trypanosomatidae. The transcript has a single exon. The record is from RefSeq and is a predicted model, not a curated record. The coding region runs from base 1 to 2844 and encodes 947 amino acids.
AUGAGCACGCGGUGCGCUCAGCAGCGUGACGGAAUGAGCUUGCGGUGUCGGAGCGGACGAAGAGGGUUUCACAUUCUGGAUGGACCUGAUACGUGUCGCCGCAGUGGUGUUGGGACUCGUGGUAGCAGAACUCCAGAUACAAAAAGUAGCCCCAUCUCUGCCCGCAGAGCCUUCAGUUGCGUAGGAAUCAGAACUAGGAGCCCUAAUAGUUGUAUGGGAACACGACGCAGGUUGACAAGGGAUGUAAUGCCACGCUCCUGCAGAACACCGAGUCCAAGAGCUCGUUCGCAGCGACAGCAGGCGUGUCGGGGUCAAAAUCACUGGACUCCAGAGAGGAAUAGCACAUGUGGUAAUGUCAAGGACGACAACGCCGGAAACAACAAUAGCGAUAACAGCAUCGUUAGUGCAAGUACCGCUGAUAUUGCAAAUGACCCAAAGGGAGAACCGGGGGUCGCUGUAAAGAAGAGAGAGGAGAAUCUCACCCUGAAAGACGUGGAGGAGCUACGCCGCCGGCGAGAGCAACUGCGCUACGGAGUUGAUACAUCCCUCUCUCGCAUUACGGAACUGCAACUGCUCACGCAAUCCUUCCGCUCUGGUCAAAGGAAUACCACAGGUGAGGGUAGUAAUUCUCUCUCCGCUACUGCUGUUUCCGCCGCUGCGGUUGGUGAUGGUGCUACCGGAAGUGUUGACAACGAUGAAAUGACAGCGAGACCAACAUUUGCCGAAGAUUAUGACACCACCAGUGGAAAAGAGGAAGCGCUGCUGUUCUUGCAUGCUGCUGAGGAGGAGUAUAUAGAGUUCAGGUUGCAGCUGACUCUGGCAAAUGCCGCCCUUUCUGCUGUUCCCCAAUCACUGUGGGCGGAUAUCCGUAGAUUUCGGCAACCACCACCGGCGGUGGCCGCUGUUAUGGACGCUAUGUUGAUAUUACUAGGGUUCCCUCGAAUUAGACGCAUGAGGCUAAGUUUUGGAAGUGGGGGAUGGCCGAGUCUCCCUCAGCAACUCAUAAGGUGCGAGCCACUGACCGCAUACCUGAACAUUGCAGAAUUGACGGGGCGUGAUUCGCAGAUAAAUGGGUGCUCGCCCUUAGAGGAGCUUGAACAAUUCUUGCGACAGUGGACUCACCUCCGUGUGUCACGUGUGCACCCGACUUUGGGACCACUUCAUCAGUGGGUGAAGGCAAUGCUUGACGCAAGCCGGGCUGCUGGCAGGUUGAAAACACUUAGAGACGCGUCAAGAGCUGCAGAUAUUACACCAGUUACCGACAGAGUGGCACUGCUGCGCGAGCUGGAGGAGAACGAGGAGUAUGUUCAGCUCGCGCAGGAGGAAAUAAGGGCGAUUGAUGCACUCGUUGCCGACGUAGCAGCGGCUGGGGCGAAAGGGCACUAUCGCACAAGUUUAAACCCAGGAAGUUUGUACAGUCCAAGAGGCAGCGUUGCGGGUGGUAUUAGAGAAACUGGGGAGUUGGCGGAAAAAGUAGGGGGUGCGGCUGCCGGGCGAUUCGGAGCCGCACGCACUUCGGGAAAGGAAGUGAGUCGGAAUAGACGGCUACAGAACAGCUGCCCGACUGCUCCUCGUUUCGGAGCAAAAGCGGCCUUAGCGGCUGGGGGGUUAGGGUCAUUAAAAGCGGAUCCUGCGAGACCAACACUCAGCUUUAAGGCUUGCAUGUCAUCGUUUAACCAAGUUGAGCAGGGACCACGGUCGCUGCGUGAGCGUUUUGAGCGGCUUAAGACCUCCUCGUUAUGUCACAGCCCACGGGUUGGCCCAGGUUCCCAUCUCGAAGGAAGUACCGCACGCGACGGCCUUGGCUGCUCAACAGAGGUUGUGAAUUCCAUCGGUGGCGUAAGUCUCUUGGGGACUACUCGUGUAUUCCGGGACAGGGAAAAACUACUUCUGCGCGUCCACCAACUGGAGGAGCAACUAAGCGACAUAUGCAGCAACCAACCGGGGGAGGUAGAGCUCGUGCUGAUGCGGGAUGAACUAGCAGCAACGCAGGAUGAGGUUAACAAGCUGAGGAAAGAGCGGGAUGAACUUCAACAACGCUUGAAAAGGUACGAGGCUUACGACGGCCCCCCCUCGCCACGAAGGAGCAUUGCAAGGAGAUUAAAUCACAACAUAGCCAACACCGAUGAGGAUGCCUCUACAGCGAUUGCCUCAGGGGAAAUUAUGACAAUAAUGGCAUUGGAACAGCAGCUGCGCGCCGCUCACACGCGCAUUCAACAUCUGGAGUCCGUCAUGAUGGGAGCUACUUCUGACGAUGGCACUCGUUGUACAUCGGCGAGCGGCAGCGGAAAUGAGUCACCAGAAACUCCUUAUGAUUCAACCGUUCGCCCUUGCAAUUUAGCUGCGUCUAACCUCGGCCAUAACGCCAGCAGUUUGGGGGAAAUGGUAUUCCUGCAGCGACGCUUAGACGACAUGCAACAAAGUUUGGAGGUGCAACAAUGCGCGGUUAGCGAGGCGGAAGAGCGGCUUAACAAUGAAAUGCACGCCAAGAACGAGGCUCAGCAGCUUGUGCGCCAACUACAGGCGGAACUGCGCAGCGUCUGGCAAAAGCUGGAAAUCACGGAGUACCAACUGAAGCUCGCACUGGAAGGUUCCCAUUGCCACCGCAGUUGCAUGGAUGGGAAUAACCUCGGCACUGAGUUUAUUCGAGACCUACAGCGACAACGACAGCGUGAGGCAAUAUGUGAAGGGGAAAUUGAGCGACUCCGCAUGCAGCUGCGUGAGCAAAAGGAACGCAGUGCGGAGGGGAGACGGCGGCGGCUUGAAAUCCGUAGAGUUCGCACCGCGCUUUUGCUCAAGUUGGAGAAUGCACUCAGUGAGGCCCUUCGGCAACAUGAGGGAUGA